Messenger RNA from Vespula pensylvanica (western yellowjacket), 1861 nucleotides. RefSeq names its product odorant receptor Or2-like. Gene Ontology annotation, molecular function: olfactory receptor activity; odorant binding. Lineage: Eukaryota; Metazoa; Arthropoda; Insecta; Hymenoptera; Vespidae. Bases 427 to 1782 code for a protein of 451 amino acids. The record is from RefSeq and is a predicted model, not a curated record. Gene Ontology annotation, biological process: detection of chemical stimulus involved in sensory perception of smell; sensory perception of smell. Gene Ontology annotation, cellular component: plasma membrane. The transcript has 3 exons.
AGAGAGUACAUUUUUCUACUACAAUAUUACUCUACAAAAUAUUUACCAAGAAGACGCUUUUCAAAAAUGACAGAGAUAUGAAUACCAUAGAAAGGAAAUUCGACCACGCUAUAAUUCAGUUACGCAUAUGGUAUGAAAAAUAUAACAGAACGUAAAAUUGUACGAUAUACUCUGUAAUGUCGCUUACGCGAAAGGUCAUAGUUUUUUGCAUUAGACAUGAAUUACGAAGCUCGUGUGUAUAUUCCCAUAGCUUUACUCAUCGCCAUCAAUUACGUUUAACUUGUUCCUCGCGAUCAUGCGGUAAUAAUACAUGCGACAGUUUGAUCCGUACACUUUGAUGAAUUACGAUGAAAACUUUCUCUUCUUUUAUUCCGCGAUAUCAUAUCGAAAACAUUGUAUCGUGUUCUCGAAAGUCUAUCAGCAAAAAUGGAUAUGGAAGACGUUGUCUGGAAUACUGACGCCACGUAUGCUCUAGGAACGUAUAAAUUUAUAACUUGGACUACUGGCACAUGGCCUCUACAGGAUGAAGGGAUAUUCGCGAUGAUUCGCUUCACUAUUGCCUUCAUCUUGGAGGUAGUACAGUAUCUUUGCUUCAAAAAAAAUAACAAAGAUCGUUGCAAACAAGACGUACCAAUUGUUAUAGGUCGUAAAGGAAAUUACAAAUGUUUCAAGUGUAUUAAAAAUUUAGUGUCGUCUUGUCGUCUGUUUUUAAUUCGUACGCUUUUACCACAGUUUAGCUUACUCGCUUCCGUUCUGUUGGAACUCCGGCUGAACUGCGGCAACACGGACAAGACGUUGGAGUUCUUUGGAUUGACAGCAGGAAUGACAACGGGCCUAACAAAAUUAAUUUUCGUCAAGUUACACCAACAAGAUUUACGGAAGAUCCUUUUAUCGGCAAUUAAGGACUGGUCCUCGAUCGCAAAAGAUUCUUCGGCAAAGGAGAUAAUAUGGAAAUAUACCCAUCGGGGUAAGAUGGUAUGCCGCGUUCAAAUGAGCUUGGGUCUGUUAAUCAUUGCAUCAAUGAUAAUGGAUGCUGUGCCAACAUCAGACUUCUCUCAGCAGGACAAUAUCACUUCGAGCGAAGAGAACCUUAGACAGAUCCCACUCCGGACUAUGUGUCUUUUCGGCAACAUGUCAAUGUCUACUUAUUGGACAGUUUUCGUUUUACAGGGAGUCCAGUUAUUGAAUUCCAUAGCUGUUAAUAUGGGAAACGAUGUCUUCUUUUUUGCGAUCGCCAUGCAUAUUUGUGGUCAACUCGACGCACUCAGAAUUUUUUGCGAUAAUUUCAAAGCGAACGACGAGAAGGACCGAGUUCUGAAGAUUGAAAAAUUUGUUCGUAGACACUCCCAUCUGUUGGAACUUGCUCAACGACUCGAAAACACCUUCGCUAAUAUUCUUUUAGUGAAUUUAAUGACCGAUGGAUUGCACACUUGUUUAGCAGGAGUACAAAUCCUUACUAUAUCCAAUAAAAUCGACAUUGUUCCUCUCACCAAAGUGAGCUCUGUGAUCGUCAUCAUUUUGGCACAGCUUUUUUUAUAUAGCUAUGCAGGUGAUUACCUGUCAUCGUUAUUCCAGGAUAUUUGCCAAGUGAUUUAUAAUUGUCCAUGGUAUGAAUUCUCACCGAACAACGUUCGAAAUUUGAUGUUUAUAAUUAUGAGAACGCAUGUACCAUUUCAUCUUACGGCGGGAAGAUUCUAUACCAUGGAUAUUGAGAAUUUCAAGAACAUUGUGAAAACAUCCUUCUCCUUCUUUUCUCUCUUACGAAUUAUAUUUUCAGAGUGAACGCUACAACGAUGCAGUGCAGAUGUUGAAUGCUGUUUUCGUCGAUACUGGAAAUGACGUUUUUUUCUUUGGAAUCGCU